Aspergillus uvarum CBS 121591 is the source of this 1230-nucleotide messenger RNA. RefSeq lists its product as uncharacterized. Lineage: Eukaryota; Fungi; Ascomycota; Eurotiomycetes; Eurotiales; Aspergillaceae. The record is from RefSeq and is a predicted model, not a curated record. The coding region runs from base 115 to 846 and encodes 243 amino acids. The transcript has a single exon.
CCUCAAACUCCAAGCUCCUCUCACGCUCCUCAAAACUUCACGCUCCUCAAACUCCAAGCUCCUCUCACGCUCCUCAACCCUUUUCCUAAAAAGGAAACCCCUCACUCCACCAAAAUGAAUCGCAAGAUUCUCAGAGCUCUGCUAUCAAAGCUCCAAUCGCGAAGCGUCGCGUUCAUUGCUUCAGCCAUGGAACAGCAUUGUUCACAAACAAAAACUUUCACUCUUCCAUCUCGAUCAGAAAAGAUCGAAGAAACGGCAACAGCGCUAGCAAGCUCAGCCUUAACCAGCCCAACCAGCCCAAAAGACCUCUACAGCCAGCCCAACAACUACGCAAAACUCGUCCUAGAUGCAUUCUGCAGCGGCAGGCCCGUGUCCUGCGUCUGCCUGCAGAUGAAAGGCGACCGGCUGCGCGCGCAUCUCCAGGGGCCAUACCCGACCACCCAAGGAAUACCGUUCCGGGCCGACGACAUCGAAUACGUCAUCCACCUGCUCGAGGGCAUGAGCCGGUGCGAGACCUGCCUCCACGAGCUGCCAAGCAUGGCGCAGCUGCAUGGGCUCAGCACCGAGACGAUUGAGCGAUACCGGCUGUUCUACCAGUCCCUGCAUCAGGCAUUUUUUGCGAGUGGAUGCAACACGCACGAAGAACUCCAGAUCGACAUGUACUGCUCGUUCGCGGUAGAGCAGAUGGAGCGGAUGGCGGCAAGCAUUGACCGAAUUAUUGAGGCUGCCAGUGCGGAGCCGCGUUUUGAUCGGGAUGCCUGGUAUGUGGUGUUGAACCAGGCGGAGCGGCUGAUGAAGGCGGCUACUACGUUGCAGGAGAGGAUGGAGCAGGCUGCUCGAUUCUGAAGGGGUGCCUGGAAGGCGAAACGUUACGAUGGCGACAAGCGAAGGAGGGACGAUGUCGAUGUGACAAAAUUGUUACGACGUUGAAUGGGGAAUGAUCUUUACGAUAGAAAGGCUGACGACAAACAACCUGAGGCAAACAUCAUUACAGCAAACAAGCUUCGACAAAGACUUUACGAUAUACAUCCGUGCGACAGAUAGCACUUAUACGACAGAUAGCCUCUAUGACAAAACAUUCAUACGACAGAGGACUCAAACAAAAGGCAAACCUGAUUAUGGAGGGACGAUCCUAAUAGGAUCACCUAGAUGAAACACUUGAAGGUAUUGACGAUGAUUUUGGGGGAACAAUGUCUGAAAGACAAUCAUGUGUAUCGAACUUAUGUAUAA